This is a messenger RNA of Lactuca virosa, 363 nucleotides long. The record is from the annotation of a GenBank genome assembly. Lineage: Eukaryota; Viridiplantae; Streptophyta; Magnoliopsida; Asterales; Asteraceae.
AUGGUAGAAGGCACUAAAGAUAUUGUUGAUUCUCCCUCCAGUUCUCAUCACAAUCAUCAGCCUCCACUACCUCCUCCACCUCCGCCUACUUGUAACAAUCCUCCAGCUCUAUUUAAACCACAUCCUCCUUCAAAUCCCCCACCUUCAAUUCCCUCUUAUCCUAUCAACACUCAUCCUAGGUCUCCUCCAGGGUCUCCUCCACAUGCUGAUGAUGUCAAAAAGAGGGAGAAUGAUAAAGCAAUAGUAGUACACACAGAAAAAUUUGAAGAUGUUGAUGAUCAGCCUGACACUGAUGAUGAUGAAGACUUUCUGGAUAUGGAUUUCAUGUCACAAGCUAUGCCUCUAAAUAUUAUUUAUCUAUAA